Sodiomyces alkalinus F11 is the source of this 2263-nucleotide messenger RNA. Its product is annotated as RING-15 protein. Bases 1 to 2004 code for a protein of 667 amino acids. Gene Ontology annotation, molecular function: transcription cis-regulatory region binding; metal ion binding. The transcript has 2 exons. The record is from RefSeq and is a predicted model, not a curated record. Gene Ontology annotation, biological process: positive regulation of transcription by RNA polymerase II. Lineage: Eukaryota; Fungi; Ascomycota; Sordariomycetes; Glomerellales; Plectosphaerellaceae.
AUGAGCUCUACUCCGGCCUCUCUGGGCAAGUCGCUUCCAGUUUCUACUUCGCAUCCGCCCGCUGCGCAGCAAGGUCACGCCACCUCGAGCUUUGAAACCUCCCGCCGACCGAGCCAAACAGGCCCAUCCCUCCCCCACGCCGUCCCCAGAAAGGGCCAGACGACCAGGAAACAACACAAGAAUCAGCGACGUCCCGGACUGGGUGGUCAUCGACAGAACCCGGACGACGAUGACGCCAUGGCCGAGAUCAGGGCCCUUCGAAACGCGUCAAGCCGUCGCGGCCAGACCUCCAUCACCCACCUUCUCGACUACAGCCUGCCCCCGCGUCAUUACUACCAGGACCACCACAACCAUCACCAUUCCCAUCCGCGGAGCUAUCGGCGCAACCCCACCUGGGGUCCUGGAUCGGGCCACCACCCUGCCGACAAGGCGAGGUACGUGCAUGCCAACUACCGCUUCGUCGUAUCCCCCGACGGCGACUACUCCACGCAAGCCGUCAACGCCGACGAACAUCUGCAGUGGGGCGACAUUUUGCAAAUCCUCGCGUCGGCCGAGUCGCAGGCCACGAGCUGCCCCAUCUGUCUGUCCGAACCGGUCGCCCCGCGCAUGGCCAAGUGCGGACACAUCUUCUGCCUCUCGUGCCUCAUCCGCUUCAUGAACGCCUCCGGCAGCGACGACGAUAAGAACAAGCCGCCGACCAUUCGAGGCGCGCGGUGGAAGAAGUGUCCGAUUUGCGAGGACAGUGUUUUCCUGCACGACACACGGCCCGUCCGUUUCUACGCCGGCCAGGAGAGCCCGCUGCCGAGAGUGGGAGACGACGUCGUCCUCCGCCUGAUGGCGAGGACGGCCAAGUCGACCCUGGCGCUGCCCUGGGAGGGCGGCUCCGACGUGCUCGGCGUGGAGGACGAGGUACCGUGGCAUUUCGCGGCCAAUGUCAUGGACUACGCCAGAAUCAUCAAGGGAACGGCGCACUACAUGCUCGAGCAGUAUGACGAGGAGGUCGAAGCGCUCCGGAGGCAAGAAGCAGAGGACCACCUGCUGUACCAUGAAGACGACGAGUGGACGCAGAAAGCCAUCCGGGCCGUCACCGCUGCCAAGGAAAAAAUACAGGACCUCGGCCAAGGGGGUUCCAACGGGGCGUCGGCGUCAGUGCAGCCCGAGUUCUACUUCUUCUCGUCCCAGCCCCACCUGUACCUCUCCGCCCUGGACAUCCGCAUCCUAAAGGCCAAGUACGGGGACUACUCGGCCUUCCCCUCGACGCUGCUCCCGCGCGUUGAGCACAUCUCGACUGGCCACGUGCUCGACGAUGUCCAGCGCAAGCGGGCGAAAUACCUAGGCCACCUGCCCCGCGGGUGCGUCAUCAGCUUCCUGGAAUGUGACUGGACGGACAUCGUGCCGGCCGAGAUACUGGACAAGUUCGCGCCGGACAUCGAGAGGCGGCGGAAGCGGAACCGCGACAAGGCCGCCCAGGAGGACCGCGAGAGGCAACAGGCCGAGAGGCUCGAGGCGGCGGCGUUAUUGCGCAGCGCAACGGGUUCGCGCCGGCAAUUCGACGAGCCGAUCGAGGAGGACCGCGUCCCGGACCUGAACUCGGACGACUUUUUGCCGCUCAGCUCCUCGAACCAUGCCGGAACUACGCCGCCCGAGUCGCGGCCCGGGUUCGGCCCACUUGCUUCCCUCUCGACCAGCCCUUCGGCGCAGAGAACGGUAUGGGGCACCCGUGCGAUUCCAACAUCACCGAAUCUCGCGCCGGCCCUCGCGCCGGACCUUGCGCCACCAGUACGUCGUGGGCCCGUGGAUGACGGCUGGCUUCGGGAAGACGAGUUUCUCGAUGCCGCCGAGCUCUCUUUCCAAAUGGAGGCGAUGGGUAUCGAAGGUAGUAGCUCCAGCGGUGGUAGUGGUGCUCCGAGAGGCGGCGGUAGCGCUGGCGCGGGUAGUGGGAAGGGGAAGAAGAAGAAGCAGAAGAUUACGUUGAUGAGCACCGGCGGGCGGAGAGGAAACUAGAACAUUAUCACAUUUUAGAAAUUGGCGGGGGAGUUCGGGGGAAGAGGGUAUCUUGCGGAAGGCUGAUAGCUUUAUCCUUCUUUUAUUUCAUCUUUUACUUCCCUUUCUUUUUCUCGAAGGCUUAGGGCAUGACCACAGCGUCAAAACGGGCAUUGUGUCUUGAGAAGUUGAGUCUCGAGGAGGUUAUGGUUUCCGGGUUGCCAGCCUAUCCAGACGAUCUCACAUAAGGUAGGAACAAUUCAAUAGUACGAGAGGAACG